Messenger RNA from Jaculus jaculus (lesser Egyptian jerboa), 2397 nucleotides. It is a transcript of the gene Kcng2, whose product is annotated as potassium voltage-gated channel modifier subfamily G member 2. The record is from RefSeq and is a predicted model, not a curated record. The transcript is spliced from 3 exons. Bases 937 to 2397 code for a protein of 486 amino acids. Gene Ontology annotation, cellular component: membrane; voltage-gated potassium channel complex. Gene Ontology annotation, biological process: potassium ion transmembrane transport; protein homooligomerization. Lineage: Eukaryota; Metazoa; Chordata; Mammalia; Rodentia; Dipodidae. Gene Ontology annotation, molecular function: voltage-gated potassium channel activity; protein binding.
CGUCUACCAAAGCUGACAGGUGACCGACCGCAAAGCUGUGCGCGGCCUGCCGGAGCUGAGCCCGUCGGAGGAGGAGCCCUGUCUGGGCAGGGGAGAGUCUGGCGGGACGAAGAACGUGCAGAGCCCCCGCCUAACCCCGCAGAAAACCUAGCACACUGGCUUAAUCAGGAAGGAUUUUAGGCAGACGUGCCGAGACACACUUCACAUGCUAUAAUAACAAGAUAGCUUUUGGUCUUAUUUCCAGCAUUACAGCCAGUUUUCGCUGGUUCCUGGGAAGAGAGGCGCAGCAGCGUAGAAAGCAGUUUUGCACUCACAGGAGCGGGGCCCGCACAGGGAGCUAAGAUGGCUGGAUAGGAGGUGUUUCAGAAGAACAGGGUGGGGCGUGUCGGCCGUGGUGUUGGUGACCCGUCAAUAGUUCACAUGACUAAAGGACUGUGGUACAGUUGAUCUUUGCAAGAUACAUCUGCUGCUGUCACGAGCCCGGGUCUCUGAGCCUGCUGGGUGGUGACGUCAGAAUGACCCCCUCACACACACCCGUUGUCUGGAGGUGAGACCUAGUGCCGCAGGGUGUGCUGGGAAGAUGAUUUACACAGGGAAGCCACUACCAGGCCACUGCUUAAAUCCAGCCCACGGCCUUCCUCUUCUGCUCUGUCGUCCGGAGACAUUGCCUUAAAAGCCAAAAAGUCCGCGAAUGUGAGCAGCAUGUCGCAUAUGUCACCUGCCACUUCAUCUUUAUGGUGCUGCAUUGAUGUGGUGAAGGCUGCCAUGCUGAAUCCAGGGAUCCGCUCCAGCAGCUGCUCUUCCAUAAGCUUCUCUUCCAGGGAAGUGUACUCACUAAAGAUGGGUGUGUAGGCCCAGUCUCCUGACCACGGCCGGGCCUGACGCGCGGGACCUGGACGCGCAGUCCCUCGCCACGCACAGCUGGCAUAUGGGCCCAUGGCCUUGCUCCCGGGGCAUGAGGAGGCCCCUGGCCCGGAGCCCAGUGUCGCAGGCGGAGGAGGAAGAAGAGGAGGAGGCCGAGGCCGUGGUGGCCGCGCUGCCCACUCCCGGCACGUCAUCAUCAACGUGGGGGGAUGCCGAGUGCGCCUGGCCUGGGCGGCGCUGGCUCGUUGUCCCCUGGCUCGCCUGGAGCGCCUGCGGGCCUGCCGGGGCCAUGACGAGCUGCUGCGAGUGUGUGAUGACUACGACGUGAGCCGCGACGAGUUCUUCUUCGACCGCAGCCCGUGCGCCUUCCGCGCCAUCGUGGCGCUGCUGCGCGCCGGCAAGCUGCGGCUGCUGCGCGGCCCGUGCGCGCUGGCCUUCCGCGACGAGCUGGCCUACUGGGGCAUCGACGAGGCCCGGCUCGAGCGCUGCUGUCUGCGCCGCCUGCGCCGCCGCGAGGAGGAGGCCGCCGAGGCGCGCACGGUGCCCGCGGCCCGAGGCGCACCGGGCAGCCCCGCGCGCGUCCUGGGACCCGGGCGGCUGGAGAGCGGCCGGAGGCGUCUGCGCGACGUGGUGGAGAACCCGCACUCGGGCCUGGCGGGCAAGCUCUUCGCCUGCGUCUCCGUGGCCUUCGUCGCCGUCACAGCCGUCGGCCUGUGCCUGAGCACCAUGCCGGACAUCCGAGCCGAAGAGGAGCGGGGCGAGUGCUCAGCCAAGUGCCGCAACUUGUUCGUGUUGGAGACGGUGUGCGUGGCCUGGUUCUCCUUCGAGUUUCUGCUGCGCUCCCUGCAGGCCGAGAGCAAGUGCGCCUUCCUGCGGACGCCACUGGCCAUCAUCGACAUCCUGGCCAUCCUGCCCUUCUACGUGUCCCUGCUCGCCGGCCUGGCGACGGGCCCCACGGGGAGCAAGCUGCUGGAGCGCGCGGGGCUGGCGCUGCGGCUGCUGCGCGCGCUGCGCGUGCUGUACGUGAUGCGCCUGGCGCGCCACUCGCUGGGGCUGCGCUCGCUGGGUCUCACCGUGCGCCGCUGCGCGCGCGAGUUCGGGCUGCUGCUGCUCUUCCUGUGCGUGGCCAUGGCCCUCUUCGCGCCGCUCGUGCACUUGGCCGAGCGCGAGCUGGGCGCCCGCCGCGACUUCUCCAGCGUGCCGGCCAGCUACUGGUGGGCGGUCAUCUCCAUGACCACCGUGGGCUACGGGGACAUGGUACCGCGCAGUCUGCCCGGGCAGGUGGUGGCGCUGAGCAGCAUCCUCAGCGGCAUCCUGCUCAUGGCCUUCCCGGUCACCUCCAUCUUCCACACCUUCUCCCGCUCUUACUCGGAACUCAAGGAGCAGCAGCAGCGAGCCGCCAGCCCCGCGCAGGCCCUGCGCGACGACAGCACGCGCUCGGCCAGCGCCACCGAGGACAGCUCGCAGGGCCCCGAGAGCGCGGGCGGCGGCGGCGGCGGCGUGGGCAGCUCUCCCGGCUCGGUGGGGACCUGA